AUGGAACAUCAGAACCAAACAAAUAUUGUCAGGCUCGUUGUAGUUGGUAUUGGUGGUGUCGGAAAAAGCGCUCUCACUCUCUUUUUCAUGUAUGAUGAGUUUGUGCAAGAUUAUGAACCAACUCGCGUUGAUUCUUAUCGUAAACGAAUAACUGUUAAUGGCGAAGAAGUCAAUCUCCACAUUUUGGAUACCGCUGGCGAGUUAAACGAUUUAUGGUGCUUUGAUUUCUCUUAUUGGCUUUUUUGUAACUGGGUUAUUUCUGAUUUUCUAGGCCAAGAGGAAUAUGCCGGUAUGAGAGAUUCUUUCUACCGCAACAGUGAGGGAUUUUGUCUAGUUUUCGAUGUCACCGAUCGACAGUCUUUCGCUUCCAUCACUGAGUUUAUGUAA
This is a messenger RNA of Rodentolepis nana, 387 nucleotides long. Lineage: Eukaryota; Metazoa; Platyhelminthes; Cestoda; Cyclophyllidea; Hymenolepididae. The record is from the annotation of a GenBank genome assembly.